AUGUCAUACCAAGAGCAGCAGUGCAAGCAGCCCUGCCAGCCUCCUCCUGUGUGCCCACCACCAAAGUGCCCAGAGCCCUGUCCUCCACCAAAGUGCCCAGAGCCCUGUCCUCUGCCAAAGUGCCCUGAGCCUUGUCCUCCUCCAAAGUGUCCUGAACCUUGUCCUGAGCCAUGUCUUCCUUCUCCAUGCCAGCAGAAAUGCCCUCCUGUGCAAACUCCUCCACCAUGCCAGCAGAAGUGCCCACCCAAGAGCAAGUGA
Messenger RNA from Mus caroli (Ryukyu mouse), 258 nucleotides. RefSeq lists its product as uncharacterized. The record is from RefSeq and is a predicted model, not a curated record. Gene Ontology annotation, cellular component: cornified envelope. Lineage: Eukaryota; Metazoa; Chordata; Mammalia; Rodentia; Muridae.